CGUACACUAAGUGAUCCCUCCGGAAUACAUCAUUUUUCAUUGUGAUGGUGUAUGUUUAGGAGAAUGGUUCUUCCUGUUUGACACUGCGAGUCACCACAUUAAGAAGGAUUGUUGUUAUAUGACUGCACAAACCUUUUAGAAUUAUUUCCUUUUGUUAUGGAUAUCGUUAAAGGGCUGCUGUUACUGUUCAUUUGUCAUUGUGUAUAUGGCCGUCCAGAAUUACAAAUAACACUAAAUAAACAGACUGAUAAUUCCUCAAAUAUCAGUGAAAUCAUCGAAUUUGAUGAUUUGUGUUCCCAUCUACCAGAUGGUGCCUAUCCUGAUUACAGCCAAGCAUGCAGAAUGUUCUUCAUUUGUUCGCAAGGGAAGAAAGCAGCAACUUUUUGGUGUACAAAAGGAUUUGUCUUCAGUAUGACUUCUGGACAUUGUGAACCUCCUGACAGAGCAAUGUGUCCAGAUCGCCAAAAUCCUUCAGUUUUGGAUGACGUAAUUAGAUUUCAUGGUGAAGCAGAAGAAUGCAGACAAGGAGAUGGGGUAUACCCCAAUUUCGCUAAUGGAUGUUCAUCGUUUUACAUUUGCAAAGGAGGUGUAAAAUUAAAUUUCAAGUGCCCAAGAUCCUUGAUGUACGAUUGGAGAACAAAAUCCUGCCGAGACACCAACAGCAUAUCCUGUGGUACUUUAACAUGUAGGAACAAAGAAGAUGGAAUAUACAUUGAUUCCGGAAGUUAUUGUAAACGUUAUUUUGAAUGCAUUAAUGGAAAUAUUUCUGAAUAUGUGUGUCCAGAAGGAACUAUUUAUAAUGCUAGACAGCAUCGAUGCACAAAAAGCUCAAUUACUCGAUGCCAUGGAUUGGAAGCAAUUCAGUGCGCUGGAUUACCUGAUGGAUAUUAUCCAGACUUCAGUACAGACUGCAAAGUGUUUGGACUAUGUAUGAAUGGUGGAUUGAAAACAUACAAUUGUCCAUCUAAAACACUGUUUGAUUCAAAAUCCCUCACAUGCGAAACAGAUGCUGACUGCCCAAAAUUAGAUAUUAACAAAUGCAUGAGUAAAAGUAAUGGAAUUCACCCCAAUUUCGAAUCUGGAUGUCGUGAUUUUUUUAUAUGCCUUGAUGGAUUGUUGACUCACCAAGGGUCAUGCCCAAUGGGCAAACUUCUAAAUCCUUUGACAGGUAACUGUCAACCCUCUUCAUUGGUAACUUGUUCUCCAAUUGUGGAUACUGAUUGUGAUGGAUUACCUGAUGGCGUUUAUCCUGAUUAUGAUACCGGUUGCGCGGCUUAUUUUAUUUGCCUCAGUCAGAAAAGAGUUUCUACUGCAUAUUGCUCAGGCACAGAUCUUUUCGAUAUAGCUACAGGAAAAUGCUUGCCUUCUAGUUUCGUUGUAUGCCGCGAUCAUUCAUCUUUUGUUACUGCACCGCGUUUAUUCGAUUCUUACAAUUGUGAUAAUCGACUUGGUAUUUUUCCAGAAUUUUCCAGUGAUUGUCGCAGAUAUGUUACAUGCGCAUACGGACAGUUGAAAUUUCAUGAAUGCCCUGAAGGCGCAGUUUUUGAUUCAGAAACAAAUUCCUGCAAAAAUAAAAUAAGUAGCUGUAAAGCCCCUUUUGCCAUUGCCACAUUUCAAUGUUUGCCUGGUGACGAUGGUGUAUAUGUAGGUAUCAAUUGCUCAGAAUGGCAUGAAUGUCGAAACGGUGUCGGUUUUACAAAUAUUUGUCCACGAGGCAUGCAAUACGAUAUGCAUUUAGGCAAAUGCAUCUUAGGAUCAGAUGAGUGCUCACAAGAAUACAUCAUUCAACGUAGAGUAUUUAGCACUAUGGCCAUUGUACCGACCGAAAUCAGAGAUUCCAGCUUCACUUGCCCUCAAGAUAUAAAUGGAAUAUUCGGAGAGUCAUCACAUUGCAGGAAAUUCCAUUUUUGUGUGGAAGGCAAGAAAAUAUCUUAUGUUUGCCCAGUUAAUUUCGCAUACAACGAGAAAGCUCAAAGCUGCAUUUACUCUAAAGGAACAAAUGCUUGUGAGAAUUCAAGACUAAGACUUUCUGACAAUAAAAGUUCUUUCAGUUGUGCUCACCUAGAAGAUGGCAUGUACGAAGAUUUUGAUUUGGAUUGUAGACGCUAUUUUGUAUGUGAAAAUGGUAAAAGCAUUCCUGUGUAUUGUCCUGAAGGACAAAAAUUCAAUUCUGUAAAAAUGAUGUGUGACCGAGAAGAGUACGUCCAAUGUCUACCUUCAACGAAAUAUUUAACUGAUUUACCAAUCGAAAAACAAAACAGGCAGACGGAUGAUGUUUAUCAUGUAUUUAGGCCAGAGGAUUUAUACACAGAAACACUUGGAUACAUACCUCGUAGGGAGCAACCAGUUACAAAAGUGUAUCAAAAAGAGCAGCCGAUCACAAGGACCUAUCAAAAGGAGCAACCAGUCACAAGGGCCUAUCAGAAAGAGCAGCCGGUAACAAAAAGCAGAAUGUGGGAUGAUUACGAUAAUUAUCCGUCUGACAUUGCUUCACCAAGUUCAACCGAUAACAUUUAUGAUGAUCUGAGCAACUCAAAAGCUCCUAAUUCAAUUCAAAGUGACUUUUCAAGCAAAAGACAAUAUCCAUCCAAACAUUUAUCAAAUCCGAUACAAACAGACUAUACAAGGCAAUCUGAACUUACUAAAACAACUGUAAUUACUACUAGGAAUUACGAUGAUACUCAACAUUCUAAUGGGUCCACAAGACCUCAUCAAAUUGAAAUACAAAAUGGAGAUUUCGAUGCAGCCUGCAGAAAAGGUGAUACUGGUUUCUUCCCUGACUACGCUAGUGGCUGUAAAAUGUUCCAUAUAUGCUUUAAAACAAUACGCAAAACAUACAGUUGUCCUAGUGUUUUACUGUUCAAUCCGGAAACAAAGAACUGCGAUUUACCAGAGAAUGUUUUUUGCACAAGACCUGAGCCAAUCAUUGAAGAAACAUUUGACUGCAAAGGAAGAACCAACCAGUUCGUGCCGGAUUAUGCUUCUGGAUGUAAAAACUAUAUAGGCUGUAUCAAUAACCUCCCAUAUCGAUUCCUGUGCCCAAAAGGUAAAAUAUUUAGUUUAGAAACAGCAAUCUGCGAGCCGGAAUCGAACACAGAAUGCAGAUAUCCCUUAGAUUAUAAUUCAACAGAUGAGAAUAUACAGGAGGGAAGUGAAGACACAAUUAUAUCUCACAGACAUGUUCACAGUAUUCCAGGACAGUUUUUUUUCACUUGCACGAAUAAACCAGAUGGAUUUUAUCCUGAUUAUAAUCGGCAUUGUCAUGUAUUCUACAGGUGUGUAAGAGGCAAGAAAUUCUCCCAUUAUUGUAAACAGGGCCUGCUAUUCAAUCCAGAUUCGGGCAUCUGUGAUUUUGAAGAAAAUGUUAAAUGUACACCAAAUAAUGGGACAGAAUUGGCAAGCUGAAAAUAAAUAUUAUUUUUAAUGUCAUCUUUUCAUGUAAAACUAAUGAAAAUUUUAUAAUUGAAAUAUCAGUAACAAUUUUAAGUUCGCUCACCUCCAUGUAAUUUGCGCAGCAGCAAAAUACUAUUUGAGAAUGCGAAUUAGAAGAAAUCCUCUUCUGUAAUUACUAUGUAAUACAUUUAAAAUUCUCAUUGAGUAAAAAUAUCACUGAUGUGAAAUUUGUGUAUGUAUAUAUAUUCAAUUUAUUAACCGCUGGUCGGUUGAUAAAUGAAAUAUUAAUGUUUAUAACCAUAGAAAAUUAUUUUAAAAACAGAUAUGAUAAAUAUAUGUAUGUUUAUAUAAGAAGCUAUUUAGUACAACAGCUCUUGUUAGGGCUUAAAAUAUCUGAAUUAAUAUUGUAGAAGGAGGUUCAAUAAUUUCAUUGCAGUAGCUUAUUUUGUUUAAAUUUCUUAUUUUCAAACAAUACGAGUCAUUUUAAAUCACUGGCUGAAUAUGACAAUUAAUGCUGAAAAUAUAAGUUUCAAUUCCUUAAUACCAUCUACGAGAGAGUAGUCAAAAAGUGCUCUAUUAAAUUCAUAGUCUGUGUUCAGAUGUUUGUGUUCUGAUUCAUUAAAAGUGGGAAAAAAUUAAUCUUAAAUUAUCUAAUCAGCUUAGCUUUAUAAUAAGAAAUUAAUUUAGUUGAAAAUAUUUAUAAUUUUGCUAUCUAAAAUGAAAUAUAAAAUAAAUGCAAUUGGAAAAUUGAUUAAUUAAAGAGCUUUUUAUAUUUGACCUAAUUUAAAACAUCUAAUAAUAAAAAGAAUUUCUAUUAAUUCUAGAAUAAUUCAUCUAAUUCAACAUCCCAUUAUGAAGUAAGAAAUCAGUUUUUUAAAACCUAUUUUCAAUUAAGCUACAUAUAUUGAUUUUUUUAGAUUUUUCCAAUUAAACGAUAAACAAUAACAAUUGAUACUAAGACUCUUAGGGAAAAAGUAGCUGAUUUUCACUGUUUGGAUUAAAAAAAGUAGGAAUAAUGUGUAUUAUAAAUUUAUAAUACUUUCUAUUUCAUUUUUAUUUAAAAGCAGUGUAAAAAUUUUUAAAUUGAGAAUAUCAACAUUGAUAUCACUUUCAUCUAAUUAGAGAGUAGAUGCUUUUCUAGAUUUUUAAAAUCUGAAUUUAUUACAGUUUUCAUACAAGCAACUUAUAGAUAUGUUUUUAUAGCCUUAAAAAAUCAUCAAUGGAUUUUUAGAAACAAAAAUGAAUUUUUGAUAGCAAUAACUUUUUUUAUGGGUUCGGCAAUGUAAAUCAUCUGCUUUUGAAAUUUGAAGUUAGAAUGCCAUAUUUUAUAAGAAACACAAGAUAAUUACUUUUUAAGAAACAAAAGAUAAUUACUUUUUAAGAAACACAAGAUAAUUACUUUUU
Argiope bruennichi is the source of this 4797-nucleotide messenger RNA. RefSeq lists its product as uncharacterized. NCBI's taxonomy places the organism in Eukaryota, Metazoa, Arthropoda, Arachnida, Araneae, Araneidae. Gene Ontology annotation, cellular component: extracellular region. Gene Ontology annotation, molecular function: chitin binding. The transcript has 4 exons. The record is from RefSeq and is a predicted model, not a curated record. The coding region runs from base 157 to 3405 and encodes 1082 amino acids.